GUUUAAUUAACGGUUUGUCAUGAAACGUUUUGUUAUUGAACUGAAUCUGAUUUUACAUUGACGGUUUGUCAUUAAAUGCUUUGCAAGUGAAUUGAAUCUGAUUUUGUCAUUGAGUGAUUUGUUAUGUUAAACUGGUUAUCAGGCAUGCUAAAAGUUUUACCCAAGGGCUAUCCAUAUUUACUUAUUGAGUUAUCUCAUAGUUUUCCUUGUCCACCAUUUCAGGAAGUGAAACCGAGGACGGGGAAACCACGGGAAGUGACGAGUUAGAAGGCUAGUCAUUUUGUAAAAUUGAACAUAGAUUUAGAAAUAAAUCAUGAUCUUGUAAACUAGAGUGUAUUUGGAGAUUUUAUGAUAUCAGAGGAAAUUUUAAAGAUUUGAUCUUCAGAUUUGAUGGAUGUAUAAGGCCUUCCACGUUAGCCCCCCCCAAGCCCCUCUAGCCACCGACUCAUUUUUGAGAAAAUUGGUGACCAAGCUUGGGAUUUUCUCUUUCUUUCUUGCUCAAUCACAAGAUUUGGGGCUUAGAAUCUUCCCUCUCAACCCAGAAAAUCUCGGUUCUGCUCUGUUCUUCUCCCUUGUCCAUCGGGUUCUGCUGGGUUUGAAUCCUUCGGCUUUUUCUGUUUGCCGUGAGUUUUCCCCCCCUGGAUCUCGUCGGCUCCUCACCAGCCAAGCUCGGGUUCUUCUGGCUGGAAUUCUGGUUUUGAUCGUUUUGCCUCUGUAGCACUUGGGUUAGCCUUCUGUUCUGUGGGAGUGAGGAAGUGAAACCGAGGACGGGGAAACCACGGGAAGUGACGAGUUAGAAGGCUAGUCAUUUUGUAAAAUUGAACAUAGAUUUAGAAAUAAAUCAUGAUCUUGUAAACUAGAGUGUAUUUGGAGAUUUUAUGAUAUUAAAGGAAAUUUUAAAGA
This is a messenger RNA of Rubroshorea leprosula, 903 nucleotides long. Lineage: Eukaryota; Viridiplantae; Streptophyta; Magnoliopsida; Malvales; Dipterocarpaceae. The record is from the annotation of a GenBank genome assembly.